GGGCUUAUCACUGUCUGGACGUGCGGCGGCCCAGCGUCCUACUACUGGCAGAGUGAAAUCGGUGAGAAGAGAAGUUUCAGCAGGUGAAAACCAUGGCCGCUCCGUUCAGAUCACUCGUGGAAGAUUAUGGGAGAUACCUCAAAUCAUUUGAGCUUUUUCUGGAGCGCUCAUCAGAGCACCAGUGCAUGCAGGACUUCAUUCAUAAUACACUUCCAGACAUACUGGCAAGCAUUGGAGGGGGGAGAUCUGUUUUCAAUGUAAUGGGAGUGGGGAGUGGAGGAGGCAAGAUUGAUCUAGAGAUGCUAGCUCAGCUACGCCUAAAACAUCCACAUGUUAAAGUCGACAAUGAAGUGGUGGAACCAAGCGUCGACAUGCUGCACAAAUACAAGGUACGGGUGUCAACAACUCCAGAUCUUGAUCAUAUUAACUUUAAGUGGAAUAAGAUGACGGCUUCUGAAUUUGAAAAACACUGGCAAGAGAAAAACCCUGGGAAAAAGAUGGACUUCAUUCACAUGAUACAGAUGCUGUACUAUGUCAAAGAUCCAGAGGCUACUGUCACAUUUUUUCGGAGUCUUCUGCACAAAGAUGGGAAACUCUUAAUCAUUCUAGUGUCAGGUGAGAGUGGAUGGGGAAAAUUAUGGACAACCUUUAAAACACAACUCUGUAAUACAGAGAUCAGCCAGUGUGUUACUACAGGAGAUAUAAAGACCUUCCUAGAUACUGAGGGCAUCCCCUACCGGAACUAUGAGCUUCUGUCCCAGAUGGACAUCACAGAGUGCUUCACUGAGGGAGACCAAGUGGGAGAACUGCUGCUGGAUUUCCUUACCGAGGUCAUGGAGUUCAGUAAGAAUGCUCCUGAAGAUCUGAAGAAAGGAGUACUGGACAUACUGAGACAUCCUGAAUGCAGUAAAGAGGUGGAUGGCAGGAUCAUAUUCAACAACAACUUGGGAGUCUUAGUGGUUGAGCCGUAGCUCCAAGACUCCUUUAUACCUCACCUCCACAAGAAUAUACAUUGGUUCUCAACCAUCACUGUCCACUUUUGUCAAUAAUAUUAAAAGGAUUAGGAAUUUUAUCUUCACAAUUUCUAGAUUUUAACUUUAAAAACUAGACUUGAUGUGUAUGUCUAGACUAGAUGUGUAUUCAUUAAUACACAGAGUUGUACGUUUUUAUUAAUAUCUAUAUUUUUAGAAAUGUUGUUUCUGCAUUUUUUCCAACAGAGAGAGUAAGAAAUGUGGCUUAUCGUACCAAUUGCAUAUAUUUUAAUGCAUUCAUUUAAGAGCCUUAAACUACUGUCACCUCAUUCAAGGUAAUUGCUGUUCUAAAGAAUGUAUUAUUAUAACACAAUGAUGUUGUUAUGGGUGAACAAACAGGAAAAGGAAGACUGUAGAGAACAAUCCACAGUUUAGAUUGCAUCAACAUCAAACAAAACUGUUUUAAUGAACGCCUGUGUAAGUGACGGGUCAUAAAACUCCAGAAUGAGUAA
Messenger RNA from Labeo rohita (rohu), 1483 nucleotides. It is a transcript of the gene hnmt, whose product is annotated as histamine N-methyltransferase. NCBI's taxonomy places the organism in Eukaryota, Metazoa, Chordata, Actinopteri, Cypriniformes, Cyprinidae. Bases 93 to 971 code for a protein of 292 amino acids. The transcript has 7 exons. Gene Ontology annotation, molecular function: N-methyltransferase activity. The record is from RefSeq and is a predicted model, not a curated record.